AGUGCGGUGGACGGUAUCGAUUUUUACGCCUCGGCGGUUGGCUGUUUUGCCGUUAACCUUACGCUGCCCGGACAAGCUAUCCCCGCGGUCAUGAUGCGCCCCAGCACGUUGGAUAUCAAAACAAACUACCAGGAUGGAUACUACACGUUUAUGAGGGACACUUACAGAUGCUGGAAAUCACGGAUGGAAUCAUGUGAAAAAACGGGAAUUGAAGAUUACCUCGCCGAUUUGCAGCAGCCCUUCACGCAGCAACAAGUUCGCGACAUUUUGUUCACCCUCAAUGUUAUACGGUCCAACGGGGCAAAGUGUUCACCGUCCACCAUCGUGCCGCAGCCGGAAACAGAACUAUCGCCAACGUCACAGUAUUGUCCACAAUCGCAGCAUCAUCCCGCGGGCAACAAUGUGCAAUCGAACGAUCACAAACGGCACCCGGUGGAACGGUUAACAUUCGGUGAAUUUACUGCGAUAGCAUCCUGUACGAAAUGUUUUGGCCGCCAGUCGUCGUUUUACGCCAUCCGGGCACUAAACGAGGCGAAAGCGUCGGCAGACACACAGACGGCGGAAGUUGAUACGGAGAAGAAGGGUCCGGAAGUGUUCCUCGGUGGCUCAUGCAAUCCGACCACCUGGCGGGCGGAUGUCGCCGUGCCGACGUUGCAACGACUAGGCAUAACCUUCUACAAUCCGCAAGUAUCGCACUGGACGCCCGAUCUGAUCGAUCUCGAACACCGUGCCAAGGAGAAGGCAAAGGUACUAUUUUUUGUGCUCGACUCCCAGACCCGAUCCGCCGCCGGAGCGAUCGAGGUGGCGCACAUUGCAGGGCAGAACUCGAAAUUUUUACUGCUUGUACUACUGCCGUACUCCAUUAGACAGAAAAUUCUCAAUGAAACCCUCUCGGAAGACGAGUAUAUGGAUCUCAUGAGUAAUCAGCUAAUACUGAGGCAACUAGUCCAGCGUCGUGGAUUGCCGGUGCUGGACAACAUUUCAACGGCGUUGGAGCAGAUAACGAAACUGCAGCACGGCAGCUGUAGCCUGCAGCCUCCCAACAAUUUGGCGUCGCGGUUACUCUCUCUGUAUCGUACGUACCAGCGCACUGUGGCCGACGUAACGAACGCGGAGGCUAUCGAUAUCGCGCAGUGCAAGAGAGCUCUGUACAGUUUGGGCUACCCGAAGAAUGUGGUCACGGAGGACGACAUUCAAAACAUUCUGCUCUGCUACGAGGAGAUCGCGGGUCGAACCUUCCAGACGGAGCUCAUCCGCCGAGGUAACGCGGACGAGGUACUUAUCAGCUUCGACGAAUUUUGUAUCGUAGACGCGUGCGUGUCGAUACUGAUGCUGGACUUUUACGAGCAAAACUGUCUGUCCCCAAUCAAGGGCACCAACUUGCAGCAACCCCCAGUGUAUCUUACCGAUUUGCAAGCAUGGAAUCAAACGAAUUCCGAGCACUCGCCCAUCCCACAGGGUAUCCUUCAGCACGAGUCGAGUUCCCGUCGGUAUGUGCUGCGCUCGUACAACCAAGAGGAACCGAUGACCGUAACUGAGAAUGGAAAGCGCGAUGCUUCCAUGGCCCCGGAUCCAUUCGGCUGCAGCAACACGGCAGACCGUCCGGUCUGUCAACGUUUGUCCAGCAGUGAACAGUCAGCCGAUACGACGAAUGUGCCGUUACCGUCCCCCGGAAUGGGCACGGUUCCACCACGUGCAUUUACUUUCGAUGGCGACCUUUUCGAUGAUGGGGAUCUAUCGUUUGGGCGCAUCGAAGCGCGGGAUGUCUACCUCGGGGGCAGCUGCUGGAUGAAGACGAGCUGGCGUCAACGGUUGGCGUUUCCGAUGCUGAGGGAGCACAAACUUACCUACUACGUGUCUGCGCUGCAUGAAGGGUUCUGCUGCCGUCCACCGUCGAUCGACGACGGGGGCCAAAAGUUCGACCCGCAGCGUACCCUGCGCUACGAUGCUGCCAUGCUCGAUGCUUGCCGUAUCAUCAUCUUUGCGAUUACGAAUGAAACGAGAUCUUUAGCACCCAUGACAAUGGCCGCACACUACAUUGGUCUAGGUUAUGACGUUGUGCUGUGCGUGCAAAUGCUUUCCUCGAACGAAUCUUCACUACACGGGCACCAACCAACACUAUCUUCUUCCGCCAUUAAGGAUUACAACCGUGGGCGGGCCUAUUUGAUUGAUCUAGCCAAACGGCACCACAUUCCAGUGUACGACGGCUUGGAGGAAACGUUCGAGAGCGUUAUCAAUCGGUUAAACAAUUGUACUGUAAGAUACUCAUCCUAGAAACAUCAACCCGUACCCGGAGCAUUGUGAUUUAGCGUUUAUUUUACCACUUCUCUUCGUUUAAUACCUUUUUUUUUAACAAACACAACAAAACACAAAAAUCUUCAGCACUAAUGAUAAAACAAACUAUGGAACAGUAAAAAUAACAUAAUUUAAUAUUUACCUGUACUCACUCAACACACUCAAUCACGCGAUUUUGCUUUACAAACAUCCAGUGUUGGAAAGAAAACCUAUGUUUUUUUAAAAUGAAUGGCUUCAAAAUAAUAAAGUUUAAGGAACUCGACGA
Messenger RNA from Anopheles coustani, 2560 nucleotides. RefSeq lists its product as uncharacterized. Lineage: Eukaryota; Metazoa; Arthropoda; Insecta; Diptera; Culicidae. Gene Ontology annotation, cellular component: plasma membrane. The transcript is spliced from 10 exons. The record is from RefSeq and is a predicted model, not a curated record. Bases 91 to 2274 code for a protein of 727 amino acids.